Panonychus citri (citrus red mite) is the source of this 2591-nucleotide messenger RNA. Its product is annotated as organic cation transporter protein-like. Gene Ontology annotation, cellular component: membrane. NCBI's taxonomy places the organism in Eukaryota, Metazoa, Arthropoda, Arachnida, Trombidiformes, Tetranychidae. Gene Ontology annotation, molecular function: transmembrane transporter activity. Gene Ontology annotation, biological process: transmembrane transport. The record is from RefSeq and is a predicted model, not a curated record.
AUGUAUUAACGACGAUUUGAUCGUUAGGAAAAAGGUGAAUUUGUUUAUAUUAAUUUGAAAUUCUAUUAAAAAUCAGCAAGUUUACUAAACACUCAAGGGACAAGUUUGUAGAUAAAGGAUGACAUUUACAUGGUAAAUAUAAUGGAAACCGGAAGAUAAUCUCACCUGAAUUCUGUAAAAUUUUCAAACUGAAUCAACAAGUCACUUGAAACAUACAAAUGGAUUAAUCAUUAACUGAUCUGAACCUCAAACUAAUUAAAUAAUUUCAUCUAAGUCAAUCAUUAGGCCAAUUCUAUUGACCAUCUCAUCUUGAUGACCACCACUUUGCCAACCAUUAAUACUAAUUAUGGAUAAUUAAUUGAUCCGUGAUAAUUUAUGAACUUAAAGCCAAUACCAACCCAAACACUGGAUAACUAUUUAUAUCAUUAAUAAUCUGGAAAAAUUUUCAAGAGAAAAAAGUUUUAUCAAUAAAAAAAAUGUUUCGUUUCAUCAAUGAACUUACUCAUUUACUCAUUUCUUCAGGAUAUGGAAAACUAAAUUUACAAUUAUGUUCAUUGAUUCUCAACUGAUAGUUAGAGUUAAAUAAAUUUUCUGAUACAUGGAUAAACUUUUCAAUAUAAUACAAGUAAAGAUGAUACAAUUAAUUGUAGCAUAUAAAUGUUAAUGUUUCCGAUGGAACAAUUAACAAAGGAUGUGGGUUUUGUUUGAGUAAUAAAAAGGAAACGUAAUCAAUUUUAAAUUGUCUUGGUGAAAAUUAACAUAACCAGUAAUCCAAGGCUUAUUUGAUAAUUCAUCUCAAUCUAAAAUCAACCUUCAUGAGAUUCAUUAAAUUUUACAAGAGACAGAAUUUACUACUUAAAUUGUUGCCCGACUUAUUGUUUUAUCUUUUCUGAUUAAGUUGUUUUCUGUUGCUCCAUUGAAAAUUACAAUUAUGGUUACGGAAAGAUCAACUGAUCAACCUGAAAGUAAAUCAAUUGAUUGUCAGAAUAUUAAUCAUGAAAAGUGUGAACAUAUUUCCGAUCUAAUUGGUUCAUGGGGUUCACUUCAAAAGCGCCUCUUUGUACUUCUCUCAAUUGUCUAUUGUGCCUCUCCUUAUAAUAAUGUCGCCAUUUUUUUCUAUGCGACUAAAAGUGACAUUAUCUGUCUUAAUUCUGACGGAUCAGAGACUAAAUUUGCUGCUGACAAAUGUUCAUUUACUGAAUUAAAUUCAUGCUCAUCAUGGUAUCACAAUACAACUCGAGAUACAGUUAAUAAAGAGUGGAAUCUUAUUUGUGAACGUUAUUGGCUUCGAUCUGUUGUUCUUUCGGCAUAUCAAUUUGGUUACUUGAUCUCUGGUCUACUCGUCGGUUAUAUUUCCGAUAGAUUUGGACGUAAAUUGGCCAUUUUACUCUGCCUACUUUUAGAAAUCGUUUGUUCCCUUGGUCUAAUUCUGUCACCCAAUGUCACCUCUUUCAUUGUUAUUCGUGUUUUCCAUGGUAUCGGAGGGAAUGGACGUUUCUUUGCUUCGCUCAUUUUACUUCUGGAAAGUGUUGGGCCAAAAUUAAGAGGUCGUGUCUCAGUUAGCUAUGAAUGGAAUUGGUAUAUCGGUGAAUAUCUUAUGAUGGCUGUCACUUAUAACGUCAUGAAUUGGAAAUCUAUUUACAUGGGGACCAUGAUUUUCCAAAUUCUAUGCAUCGGUAUUGUAUGGAUAAUUCCUGAAUCAGCUCGUUGGCAACUUGUCGUCGGACAAACGGAUAAAGCUGAGAAAACGUUACGAUUAUACGCGAAAAAGGACAAGAUGGAACAUCUCGAGGGGACUAAUGGGGAUAUGUUAUUCAAACGAAGGUUUGAUAAAUUGAAAGAUCAUCUGGUUACUGAGAAGCGAAUAGAAAAAUAAGGGAUUUUCGACCUACUCCGUUCACCUCGAACAUUAAGGUAUUGUUUUGCUCUUUAUGCUAUUUGGUUUCUUCGAACACUCAUCGAUUGGGGCUUAUUCUACAGUACCCUUGACUUUUCGGGCAAUGUCUUCGUCAACAACGCCAUCAUAUUAUCAGCAAGUGUCGCAACUAAUGCUUUCAUGAACUGGAAGAUUGAUUCAUUCAAACGAAAAUCAAUGUUAAUCACCAUGUUCUUAGCAACUUCGGUUCUUCUUUGUGCCUCGAUUCCAGUAGUCGAAUCUGAUAGAUACAUCGUUAUUCGGAUGAUUCUGAUUGCGCUUGGUAAAUUUUUCUCUUCUGGUAUCUACAUUUUACUCUACGUUUACACAUCAGAACUUUUUCCAACCAGCAUUCGACAUUUCGGUCUAGGAACUUGCUCAUUUGCAUCACGAAUCGCUUCAGUUUCAGCGCCUUUUUUAGCACAAUUGACUACAGUUACGAGUCUUAAAUUUACAUUUGGACUUUUCGUCUUAAUGGGAAUAAUCGGAGCUUCGGCAGCGUACUUUUUACCAGAGACGAAAGAUAAAGAGAUUCCAGAUACAAUUGAAGGAAUGAUUGAGAUGCACUCAAUCAAUGACCAAUCUUGAUUAUGAGAACAAUCAAGAUAAAUUCUCAGUCUAAUGUGGGCCAUCAAAUUUUGUAAAAUUUUAACGAUUAAUUUUUAAUUUGGACUAA